This is a messenger RNA of Ixodes scapularis (black-legged tick), 1220 nucleotides long. Its product is annotated as putative zinc finger protein 56. Gene Ontology annotation, biological process: regulation of transcription by RNA polymerase II. Gene Ontology annotation, molecular function: DNA-binding transcription factor activity, RNA polymerase II-specific; RNA polymerase II cis-regulatory region sequence-specific DNA binding. NCBI's taxonomy places the organism in Eukaryota, Metazoa, Arthropoda, Arachnida, Ixodida, Ixodidae. The record is from RefSeq and is a predicted model, not a curated record. Gene Ontology annotation, cellular component: nucleus.
AUGUCAUUUUUCAAAAUCAACUUUUUGCAAUUUUUUUUUUCUAGGUAGUGUCUUUCCUUAAGGCAGUGCAGACUUGUUAAGCUUGUCUAAUGUUUGCACCUUGGCAUUGGACUUUCGUUGUCUUUGACUUUCCUUGUCUCGUUUCUCUGAUCUCCUCAACAGUGCCGGCCGAAGCAGCCUUUCAGGACGAUGUGGACAGCGAGAGCGACUUCUCUUCCUCAAGAGGCAAGCUGGUUGAGUCGCAACCCACGACGCGGCCACGAUACGAGGGCAUGUACAACUGCGAGUUCUGCCCUUACUCCUGUCGUAGUCUUUCUUAUGUCACCAUGCACGAAAGGACACACACGGGAGAAAAGCCUUUCCGCUGUGUCUGUGAGAGAGCAUUUUCUCUAAGCGGUCAUUUACGAAAUCACAUGAGGACUCACACGGGGGAGAAACCAUUCCGUUGCGAGGUUUGCCAGAAGGCGUUCGCCAGAAGUCAUCACCUGACGAUUCACAAAAGAGUACACACGGGUGAGAAACCAUACCAGUGUGGCACCUGUGAGAAAGAAUUUGCAUAUAAAAGCAACUUAUUGAGUCACGAGAGAACCCACAGUGAAGAGUGGCCUUACAAGUGUGAAGUCUGUGGGAAAAUGUUUAAACAGGGUCGCCACCUAAGUAGGCAUCAAAAAAAAGUGCACAAGUGAGGGAUCUGGGUCAUGCGAUAUCUGGAGGUAUAAAGGGACUCUUUCAUGUUUUAUCGUGCGUUUCACUGUCUGUCUGUUGUUUGUUCAAACGAAGUUGAGAAAAAGGCAUAUGUACCAGUUCUAAACAUUAUCAGUUGCAAUUAGGCAACAGCAGCGGGUACAGCUAUGUAGAUUUUUUUGUUCAAUACAGUUUAGCAACUUCCAACUUCAGGUUGUUUUUUUUUUAGGACGAUGAACAAGCUACUUGUUCAUUUUGAGUGGAUGAGGAUCAGGAUGCUUAUUAGGCACCUUGAAUCCUAUGUAUAGAUAUUUGUAAUGACAUUUUAAAAUGUGAUUCCUUUGAAGUUCUCUGGGUUUUCAUGCAUUUUAACCUAGUUUUUUUCACAUUGCUCCAGUUUGAAUUGGGUUCCUGAGGUUGUAAAAAGAAAUGUGUGAGUUACUGCAAUUCUCAAUUCUUUUGUGGAUUCAGUGAAUCGCAAAUAAACUACUUUUUCCGUACAAGGGAUUGCCUUACUGCCCUUUUACGAGCUAUGC